UUGCCGCAAAUAUUGUGCUGCUCCACUCCCCCCCUUCUCGCGCAAAGCCCACCCUUUCUCUUCGCUUUCCUCUACAUGGGCGUUCGAGUUAAAGGCGGCGUACGUAUUUCAGCAAAUGUCAAAGAGUAGGCCGAUUUGCAUUUCUUUUACUUAUUUUAUAUUGAACUACCCGGGGUUCUUGCCCGAUCUGCCAGAGUAGGUGGUACGUGCCACCAACGUCUAGGCUCUCCAUCCGUAUCUACUUCAAAGCUUCGUGACGUGUGCUCUCCAACAUGCGUCAACCAGAGAGCUGGAUGGGAAUGCACUCUUAAUGACGUGCACGUAUAAGGAUCAACUGCUCGCCUAUCAAGUCAACGACUACGUACGUCGAAGGCAUUAUUUUAUAAUUUUGUCCCCUCGAAUAAACCUGGCGGCAUUGGUGGAUCGCCUCUAUUUAAGGUUCGUGCCCACUAUCGGGGGGAGUCGGCCAAGAAUCGGGCGAGCUAGAAAGGUAAAUCAGUCUAGUUUCCCAAAAACUGCAUUCGAGACUUCUAUUUUUGGUACUACUAUCCCUUUUCCUUUGUUUUAUUGCAUCCCGUGUCGCUUCUUGCUUGCUUUCUCGCAAUAUAUUUUUUACUGCUGUUUGUCGGUUCUUUAGCUUUUUUGUUUAGUUAUUUUUGUUUUAGUCAUUGUUUAGUCAGCUCGUCGUCGACCUGAAGGCAGCACAGCCUGCAAGGUGCAAGCGUCGAAGACUUUCGCCUCCUUUUCUCUUGCUCACGUCGCUCACGUUCAAGGGUGCACGCGUGGCGACAAAGAGGAAGCUUCGACGUGGCGCUCCCCUUGCCGCCCCGGUGUGCCCAAGCUGUGCUCGAAGAGCCUCUGUUGGGCGGUGAUUCUCGAAGAACUGAGAUCUCAACGCCUGCUCCCUGAGAACGUGCCUUCAGCCUCGUCCGUUCUUCGUGUCACGACCUAAACCACUUUCAAGAUGGCCGUACCCUUCCCAAGGUUCAAGGUCAUGCUGCAUACUCACUUGGACGGCCACAUACGCCAUACGACGAUUAUGGAGUACGCAAAGAAGAAAAAGAUUGAUCUCGGCUAUGCCAACCUUCAAGACUGCUUGAAGAAAACAAGGCCGGCUAAACCGAGCACACUCCAGAACUACCUGAAGGAGAUGCCCAAUUACCUGAGAGUCAUUGUUGGCGACCGCGAUGCCCUGACGCGGAUUGCAUACGAGGCCGCCGUGGACCAGGCCAACUGCGGCGUCAUCUACAGCGAGAUGCGCCUGUUCGCGCAAAUGAUGAGCAGCACCAUGUCGAGCCUGCCCAAGGGCUCGGGCCCCAUGACCCUCAACACGACGCGGGAGGUGGUCGACGCCACACUUGCGGGAUUCAAAAAGGCCGAGGACGAGUGCGGCAUCAAGGCACGCCUCGUGCUCGCCUGCUUUAGGGACAAGCCCGAGUGGGCUGACGAGGUUGUGACCCUGUGCCAGGAAUACAAAGGCAAAGGCGUUGUCGGCAUGGACGUGUGUGGAGUGUUCGCCCCGAAGCAGACCGAGAAGGAGGGCGAGGAGAUCCUCCAUCCGCAGGUCAUCAGUGCCUUCAAGAAAGCGGCAACGCUGGGCGUGCACCGCACGGCUCACGCGGGCGAAGCUGGGCCUCCGAGCAACAUCUCGCGCGCCAUUCAAGAGCUGGGCACCGAGCGCAUAGGUCACGGCUACGCGGCCAUGCGCGACGGUGGCGAGGCCUUCAAGCUGGCUAUAUCCAAGAACAUCCACUUCGAGGUCUGCCCCAACAGCAGCUACCUGACCGGAGCCGUCAAAACGACCGAGGAACACCCUAUGAUGGCUUGCAAGAAGCAAAACGCCAGCUUCUCGAUGAGCACCGACGACCCGACCAUCACGCACACGGAUAUCGACGACGAGUACUGGCUGGCGCUCAGGCUCGGACUCACGCCCCAGGACAUCAUUCAGACGAACCACAACGCCAUUAAGAACUGCUUCCUGCCCCCGGACGAAAAAGAGUCUCUGCGCAAGUGGUUUGACCAGCUCAACGGGCUCGCGUAGGAUGUCGUCGUCGCACGCAGGCAUACUUUCGCGGUGGAGAACGCAGCCCCACACUUCACCGAGACUCCCCCAGCUGCCUCCCAAGCGCCAACGAGGCCGCAUGUUUUCCGGCAACCGAUCGUCGUCGAUGGCCGAAGCAAAAUUAAAGCAUUGCCUCCUCACC
This is a messenger RNA of Dermacentor andersoni, 2204 nucleotides long. Its product is annotated as adenosine deaminase-like. Gene Ontology annotation, molecular function: adenosine deaminase activity. Lineage: Eukaryota; Metazoa; Arthropoda; Arachnida; Ixodida; Ixodidae. Gene Ontology annotation, cellular component: external side of plasma membrane; cytosol. The record is from RefSeq and is a predicted model, not a curated record. Gene Ontology annotation, biological process: purine ribonucleoside monophosphate biosynthetic process; inosine biosynthetic process; hypoxanthine salvage.